AUGUCUCUGCAACGUGUUGGAUCCCUCGAGGCGUUCGUCAUUGUUCCUGCCGAGGGGCUCAGGUCGCGGCGGGGUUCGGCGUCGUCUGCUGCUGCUUCGGAGAGGGCGCGCAAACUCACGUUUAACCCGCUGCCUGAGUCCUGGGACCCCGUCUUCGAGGGUGAAGAUGAGGGGCACCUUCACCUUGGACAGUCGAGAGGCGCCUUUGAGGUGCCUCAAUGGAAACGAAUACUUCAAGUUGUUGUUAUGGUCGUGUUUUGCCUCUUUGCAGCGGGGGUUGUGUUUGGAUACGCCGCUUUGAAACCGGUCUUGAAGAAAGAGGGUGCAUAUCAAGAUAUAUGCAAUGGCGAAGACACAUGUGUGGAAAUCCAUCUAAAUCUUAUGUUCACUGCAGCAGCUGUCGCCACCAACGUUGCUGCUCUACCUGUUGGUGCUAUUCUAGAUCACUAUGGUCCUCGAGUCUGUGGUAUCUUAGGUGCUCUAUUCCUUAGCGUAGGCGCGCUUUUCAUGUCCUUUGCGAAAAGCUUGCCUUUUGAUGCAUUCCUCUUCGGCUACCUAUGCCUUGCCUUAGGUGGACCGUUUACGUUUAUAUCUUCGUUCCAAUUAUCUAAUGCUUUCCCUCGACACUCGGGCCUGAUCCUCGCGCUACUUACAGGGGCGUUCGAUGCAUCGAGCGCCCUGUUCCUCGUUUAUCGUAUCAUCUAUAACAAGACAGAAGGUACUUUCGGGUACCAUCGGUUCUUCCUCGUUUACCUUAUAGUGCCGGCAGUAAUACUAGUUUUCCAGCUCACGUUACUCCCCAAACAGUCAUAUAAAACUGUGGGAGAAAUGAUCGAGGAGAUCGAGGCCCCCGCAUUUACUGAUCCGACGGACACAUUAGACGUUGUGGAUGUUGAUGAUCAGGUGGACGAACAGACUGCGCUUAUUCGGGAGGAGCAAAGAGAAUACCACGAAAACGUUGUGCACGAUAUCGAAGAACUACUAGGUUCCAGCAAGGUAGACAAGGAUAAGCAAGCUCGCCGCGAGGAGGCGAGGAACGAGAAGAGUGGUGUAUGGGGCGUGAUGCAUAACCGCACAGCAUGGGAGCAGAUCUGCUCGCCAUGGUUCGUACUGAUAUGUUUGUUCACAGUGGUACAGAUGACGCGGAUCAACUACUUCGUCGCGACUAUUCGGCCGCAGUACGAGGCUAUUUUCGACUCGUCAGAAAAGGCCAUCGAGAUCAACAAUUUCUUCGACCUGGCGCUACCGCUGGGAGGUAUUGCCUCGAUCCCCUUCAUCGGGAUUAUCCUAGACCGUACUAGUACCGUUGCAGUGCUCACGACACUGGUGACGGUCGCAACGUUGAUAGGAAUUUUGGGAGUGCUCCCGUACGCGUGGGCCGCAUACGCCAAUAUAGUUCUGUUUGUCCUAUACCGCCCGUUUUACUACACAGCCGUCAGCGACUACAGCGCCAAGGUAUUCGGUUUCCGCACUUUCGGCAUCGUCUACGGCACCAUCAUAUGCCUCUCCGGCCUGCUUAACUUUAGCCAGAGCGCCCUCGACUACCUCUUCCACCGCACCUUCCGCGGCGAUCCCGUCCCUGUUAACUUGCUGUUGCUCGCGCUCGGUUUGGUCAUCGGCGUGUGUCUUGUGGGAUUCGUAGGCCUUCAGUCUCGGAGGCUAGGGCGGAAGAGGGAUGUGGCCGCGUAUAUUAACGGUAGGGGGGAGUACUAA
Molecule: messenger RNA, 1713 nt
Organism: Daldinia childiae
Lineage: Eukaryota; Fungi; Ascomycota; Sordariomycetes; Xylariales; Hypoxylaceae
Product: Protein FMP42
Exons: 2
Coding region: 1-1713 (570 amino acids)
Biological process (GO): transmembrane transport
Cellular component (GO): fungal-type vacuole membrane
Molecular function (GO): transmembrane transporter activity
Source: RefSeq, a predicted model, not a curated record